AAAGUGAAGCUCGUUCGUGAUCAACAACGAAAUCUACCGUUCAUCAGGUUAAAGUGCUGCAGGUCUUCCAUGUUCACUUUGUCUGCAGUAUUUGCCCUUUGAGCAGGUCUGCUGUAAUUAGUCUGCCGGGUAUCUUUUCCUGCACUGGUCUCAUUACAGCAGCAUAUGAGAUGAGUGCAGCCUCUUCUCUGCAUCCUGUGUCUCAUAGUGAGUUGGACCAGAGCCAGACCUAUAACAUGACCCCACCACACCUCGAUUUCUCCUGGAGUCCUGUUGUCUCUAUUUCGUGGUUUGUCCCAGCAUUGCAGUAUCAGGCUUUCAUGCUGGUCUGAAAAUCUCAUGGUAAUAACUCCCAAAGUGUUUUCUACUCGUGCAUGAGACUGAAGAAAAUCCCAGCAUCUAACAGAGGUUCUGCGUUUCAGGGUGAUUUGCUUCAGUGCUCAAGAAAAGAAAUUAAACACCAAUGUGCAGUAUUCACUUUGGUGUGGCGCAUCGUCUCGUGGUGCGAACAGAAAUAGGUUAUAGUACUUUGCCUCUAGAGAAAUACUGUAGUUCGCUCUGAUCCACUUUCUCGGUGAAUCAGUGCGCAGCGGGGACGCGUGCAGGGAGGCUGUCAGUCCUCACCAUCCCUCCCACUGGCUGCAGCAGGAUGCUCGGUGUCUCUCCAGUUUCCUUAAUCCUCAAACGCAACUGGAGCCGACGGAGGUUUGCAACGGAGCGAGAGCGGGAGUCUUCACCUGUAGAUAUUUGAUCUUAACCUGUGUUUAACUGUUGCCAAAAAAAAAAAACACACAGCGCACUUCAGAAACAAAGACUCGGCGAUUCGGAUAUUGCAUCGCUGCACAGUCGUUGGAAAUCACUUAAUUAUUCCAGUGUUUUGCGUCGCCCUGUCCGCUGGUACAACGAGAUAUUGCAAGCUGUAUGGAGGGAUGUCGGCAUGGCUUGCACCAGGAGAACCAAAACUUUGGUGUCCACAUGCGUAAUCCUAAGCGGCAUGACCAACAUUGUUUGCCUGCUCUAUGUCGGAUGGGUUACUAAUUACAUCGCCAAUAUUUACAUCAAAGUCCCAAUGCCUUUACCGGAGAGAAAGUUAGAUGGUGAUAAAGGAGGCGACACUCUCCGGAUCAUGGAGAGGCUUGAUCGGCUGGAGAAUGUGGUCAACCAGCACAUACAAGAGACUCCAGGGAGGGAAGAGGAUGGCCAAGCAGACACAUCAUUCUCUGACUCAUCGCUGUUCGCUCACUGGGGUCAGGAGCUCAGCCCGGAUACCCGGCGGGUGGCACUGAAGAUGUUCCAGUACUAUGGUUAUAACGGCUACCUCAGUGAUCGCCUCCCUUUAGACAGGACAAUUCCGGACCUCAGGCCUGAUGGGUGCAGAAACAUCACUUAUCCUUUAAACCUUCCUCAAGUGAGCAUUGUGUUCAUUUUUGUGAAUGAAGCCUUGUCUGUCAUCCUGCGGUCCAUUCACUCUGCCAUCAACAGGACGCCCUCCCACCUCCUCAAAGAGAUAAUCUUGGUGGAUGACAACAGCAAUAACAAUGAGCUAAAGGAGAAGCUGCAGAAUUUUGUGUCUGAGACUAACAGCCAUCGUCCGGGAUUCAUUAAAAUGGUGCGGCAUGCCAAACAGGAGGGUCUGAUCCGGUCAAGAGUGAGCGGGUGGAGGGCUGCCACCGCCCCAGUUGUUGCUCUGUUUGAUGCACAUGUCGAGUUCAGUGUUGGUUGGGCUGAACCCAUUCUGCAGAGAAUUAAAGAAGACAGAACCCGCAUAAUCUCCCCAUCAUUUGAUAACAUCAAGUAUGACACAUUUGAGAUUGAAGAGUAUCCGCUGUCUGCCCAGGGAUUUGACUGGGAGCUGUGGUGUCGUUACCUCAACCCACCCAAGUCCUGGUGGCACAGGGGCAACAAGAGUGCACCAAUCCAGAGCCCAGCCCUGAUUGGAUGCUUCGUUGUGGAUAGGCUGUACUUUGAGGAGAUUGGUCUGCUGGAUGAGGGGAUGGAGGUGUACGGGGGAGAGAAUGUCGAGUUGGGCAUCAGAGUGUGGCAGUGUGGCGGCAGUGUUGAGGUCCUCCCAUGUGCUCACAUCGCCCACAUCGAGCGUGCUCAUAAACCCUACACUGAGGAUCUAAUCUCUCAUGUGCGGCGAAAUGCCCUCCGAGUUGCAGACGUUUGGAUGGAUGAAUUUAGAAGCCAUGUCUACAUGGCCUGGAAUAUUCCCCUGGAGGACUCAGGGAUUGAUAUUGGUGAUAUCUCUGAGAGGAAGGCUCUGAGGAAGAGGCUGCAGUGUAAAACUUUCCGAUGGUACCUGGUCAACAUCUACCCUGAGAUGAGGAUGUAUAGUGACACCAUCUCAUAUGGAGUACUGAAAAACUCUCUGAAGAAUGAUCUGUGUCUGGACCAGGGCCCCGACAAUGACAACGUGCCAAUCCUGUAUCUCUGUCACGGGAUGACACCUCAGAAUGUGUACUACACCAGUACACAGAAGCUCCACAUAGGGCUCCUCAGUCCCACCGUUGAUGAUGACGACAACAAGUGCCUGGUGGAUGUCAAUAGCAGACCUCGUCUCAUCGAGUGCAGCUAUGCUACAGCCAAACGCAUGAAGCUCCACUGGCUCUUCACUCAGGGAGGAUCCGUUCAGAACAGGAAAUCAAAGCGAUGCCUAGAGCUUGUAGUGAGCACUGAAAAUGAGUUUGGCUAUCAACUGGCUCUGCAGAAAUGCACUGGACAGAAAUGGUUCAUCACAACCGUGCUGUUUAGCAGCUCUUUAUGAUCGACUGCUGAAAGGAACACUGCAGUAAAUAGCACAGCCGACUGGAUAGUUGUAUCUUUUGUGCGGACGUGUGUAUGUGCACAUGUCUGUGUGAGCGGGUAAGAAGCAGGAGAACGGUGUGUGGUUGAGCAUGUUCAUUAUGAGCACCACAAUGUCCUCUGAUGAGUGGUCAACAAAACAUCGUAAAUGUUAAACAUUUUAUUUUGCCUACAGGAUGAGCCAUAGUUGGCGGAUAUUUUGCAGAUCUGACCAUGUAAUAUAUUCAGUAUAUUUUGUGGUAAAUAUGGUACAGUCAGAUUUUUGUUGACUUUAAAGAUGUAAUGGGUCCAAUAUGUUUUUGUACUUUGUUCAUAGUUGCUACUGUGUAGCAAACCUUCUGAACCUGUCCCUGCUGUAACUGUUUUAUUUUAGUGUCUCAGGUUUGUAGGUUUAUUAUCUGAUCCAGCUGUAUAGAUGUGGGAAAAUGUUGGAAUAAAUCUGAAAAUGAUAGAUUAUUUUCUACAUGUAAAUAUAUCAAAUAUUUGUAUUAUACAACAGUAAAAUAACCCAUGUAAACUUUUGAAUGGAAGUGCUUUUUUAUUUGUUUGUUAAAGGCACAAAGGGGUCGCCCUGUGACUGAUAUGACUGGAACUGGCCAUCAAUCCAAAAAAGAUUUUUUUUAAACUAAAAUUUCUGACACGUACGGCGGCCCUGGGGGUUAAAAACACAAAACAAACAAAACACAACAAAUUAAGAAAAUCUUCCAUAGUUUCCACAACCAAAAAGAGAAGCAAAUACAGAAAUGCUGAACGUUGCAACUGAACAAGCUGAUAAAAGACAUUUUCGAGGGAGAAU
Monopterus albus (swamp eel) is the source of this 3601-nucleotide messenger RNA. It is a transcript of the gene galnt18b, whose product is annotated as UDP-N-acetyl-alpha-D-galactosamine:polypeptide N-acetylgalactosaminyltransferase 18b. Gene Ontology annotation, molecular function: polypeptide N-acetylgalactosaminyltransferase activity. Lineage: Eukaryota; Metazoa; Chordata; Actinopteri; Synbranchiformes; Synbranchidae. The record is from RefSeq and is a predicted model, not a curated record. Gene Ontology annotation, biological process: protein O-linked glycosylation. Bases 938 to 2767 code for a protein of 609 amino acids. The transcript is spliced from 11 exons. Gene Ontology annotation, cellular component: Golgi apparatus.